Branchiostoma floridae (Florida lancelet) is the source of this 1656-nucleotide messenger RNA. RefSeq names its product zinc finger protein 525-like. The record is from RefSeq and is a predicted model, not a curated record. Gene Ontology annotation, cellular component: nucleus. Gene Ontology annotation, biological process: regulation of transcription by RNA polymerase II. Bases 616 to 1125 code for a protein of 169 amino acids. The transcript has 2 exons. Lineage: Eukaryota; Metazoa; Chordata; Leptocardii; Amphioxiformes; Branchiostomatidae. Gene Ontology annotation, molecular function: RNA polymerase II transcription regulatory region sequence-specific DNA binding; DNA-binding transcription factor activity, RNA polymerase II-specific.
AUCAUAACCUCAUUGGUUAAAGUUCUAAACAACAGAUUUUAAGGAAAUUUCAUUAUGCAAAAUGUAACGUUCUCUGAUUUAUAGAUUUCCUUCUCAAUGUAACGACGAGAAGUAGACCUUACAUGUGUGAAAUGGCGUGGCGAACAUACGUUUCCUGUAGGGGGUAAUCAGGCAUAAAUUGUGACCCCUUUUGACCCCAACUGACCCUCGCACAGGUCACGGGCGUCUCUCUCUGAAGAAAGGAACGCGGCGGUCGCGGUCACGUCUUUUCCUAGUCUUUUCCAGCGAUUUGAUCUACUCUUCGUGUUUUGUUGACUGCUUCAGACUGGGAGAAAUAAGUGAAGACAGAGAUGGCUGAUUCCAAGUUUGGAGAUCACCAACAAGAGCAGACCAGGGACAAACCCUACAUGUGCGGGGAAUGUGGGUACAGAACUGCUCAUAAGAUUGCCUUGGACAGACAUAUGAGAACUCAUACUGGAGAGAGACCCUUCAAGUGUGACAAGUGUGAUUAUUCUGCAGCAUGGAAAUCCGCUUCUGAACCGCCAUCGACUAAAAACACCCCGGUGAGAAACCCCUACAUGUGCGGGGGAAUGUGGAUACAGAACUGCUCAUAAUAUGCCCUUGGACAGACAUAUGAGAACUCAUACUGGAGAGAGACCCUUCAGGUGUGACCAAUGUGACUAUUCUACAGCCCAGAAAUCUAAUUUGGACUGCCAUCGAAUGAGACACACCGGUGAGAAACCCUACAUGUGUGGGGAGUGUGGGUACAGGACGGCUUAUAAGUCUGCCUUGGACAGACAUAUGAGAACUCAUACAGGAGAGAGACCCUUCAGGUGUGACCAAUGUGACUAUUCUACAGCCCAGAAAUCUAAUUUGGACUGCCAUCGAAUGAGACACACCGGUGAGAAACCCUACAUGUGUGGAGAGUGUGGGUACAGGACGGCUGAUAAGUCUGACUUAUCCAGACACAUGAGGACUCAUAUGGAGGGAAAAUACAAAUGUGACCAGUGUGACUACUUUACUGGGAAAAAAUGGGUUUUGGACUGCCAUCGUCUCAAACACACUCGUCAGGUUGCAAGCCCUACUAGUACAUGUGUUGGUAGUGUGGGUACAGAACAGCUAUGAGGUCUGACUUAUCCCAACAUAUGAGAACUCCCCACAAGUGUGACUUACUUACUUAGACUUAGCAGCUCCCACGUUGUGCGACGCAUGAGGCAGUUAGAAGGUUCCAGCCAGUGUGACCAGUGUGAGAAAAAGGCUUUGAUUACAGAGUAGCAAAACCUUUUUGUCACAUUGAAUUUGUGAAUGGAACAAGCAUCACAAAGAAGAUCUGGAUAUACGAGAUAUUGUCAGAUUUAUAUAGAAAUGAGAAAUUAUCUACUGAAGUUUAAGUAUGUGCUAGAAAAAAGGAACCAAUAUUUGAAAUAAUUCUGUUAUGAUAAAUUGUAAGUUACAACAAAUGGCAUGAUAUUGCAUUGGUAUGAUUAUAUUGCAGUGGUUUGGUAAUAUGUUGACGAGACUGUAGUUAUGUAUUGAUGAACUGCAGGGUUGUGAUAAGGAGAUUGUAAAGCAAGUGCCAGUGGGGAUAUGACCACAAUGAUACAUGUCACCAGUGGAAGAUGGUGUGCACCAUCAUUAAAGAAUAAACAAACCGGA